This is a messenger RNA of Anoplophora glabripennis (Asian longhorned beetle), 1491 nucleotides long. RefSeq names its product lipase 3. The record is from RefSeq and is a predicted model, not a curated record. Gene Ontology annotation, molecular function: hydrolase activity, acting on ester bonds. NCBI's taxonomy places the organism in Eukaryota, Metazoa, Arthropoda, Insecta, Coleoptera, Cerambycidae. The coding region runs from base 187 to 1431 and encodes 414 amino acids. The transcript has 7 exons. Gene Ontology annotation, biological process: lipid metabolic process.
GGUAUUUACAUAAUUUUAUUCAUCAAAAUUAUAUUACAAAUUAGUCAUUUUGGUUGAUAAGAAGUUGUUAUUCUGCUUUAUACAAAUAAAUGCCUACUGAUUAGUCAUAAAUCCAGUCCAAAUUUCAUCCAACACUGCAUAUUUUUUCCACUAACUUAAAUAGAAAAAAAUUACAGAUUUAAUGAAAUGUUACUUGAUAUAAUAAUAUUAACAUUUAUAAACGUAGUAUUUACUUAUGGGACAACAAUUAAUUAUAAUAAGUGCAAUGGAAUUGAAGCGUUGUUAAAAAAUAAUUACGAUUGUCUCUAUAAUCCUGACGAAUAUUUAAAUGUGCCACAAAUGAUUGCUAGACAUGGGUAUCCAUCAGAAACGCAUAUAAUUACGACAGAUGAUGGUUAUUUGUUAGAAAUCCAUAGAAUACCUGGCUCUAAGUCUGGCAAACGAGGUGGCCAACCUGUGUAUCUCCAACAUGGGCUUUUAGGAAGUAGCGCAGAUUGGUUAAUGAAUGGAAAUAACUCUCUAGGUUUUUUACUGGCUGACCAGGGUUACGAUGUAUGGCUGGGAAAUGCAAGAGGCAAUACUUAUUCAAAAGCUCAUAUUUCUAUACCUAAAGAAAAUUCUAAGUUUUGGAAUUUUAGUUGGCACGAAAUGGGAAUGCAUGAUUUGCCAGCCACUUUAUAUCAUAUAAGCAAUAUCACGGAGAAACCUAGAGAAAUUAUUUAUAUAGGACACUCGAUGGGAACAACAAUGUUCUUUGUACUCUCCUCCCUAAAUCAUGAAGUAUCAAAAAAUGUCAAACUAAUGAUCGCCUUAGCACCAGUGGGUUAUAUGACACAUAUAAAGUCUCCAAUAAAAUAUUUGGCACCAUUUUCUUCUGAUUUUCAGUGGUUGGCAAAAUAUCUGGGAUUAAAUCAAUUUUUACCAAAUAAUAAAAUACUCAAGUUUUUAGCUUAUGACUGCGAAUUGUUUGAAAUAGACAAGAAUAUUUGCGAAAAUUUUAUAUUUGCUUUAUGUGGUUUUGAUAAAGCACAAUUUAAUCAGAAAAUGUUACCUCUCAUCCUCAAAAAUGAUCCUGCGGGUACAUCUACUAAAACGAUAAUCCAUUACGCGCAGGAAAUUAAAAACGGUGGCAAUUUUCAACAAUAUGAUUAUGGAAUUAAUGGUAAUUUGAUUGCGUAUGGCACUGCAACACCACCGAAAUAUAAAGUAAACAAUAUGAAAACGCCUGUAUAUAUGAUGUAUGGAGAAAAUGAUUGGCUGGCUAGUUAUGUGGAUGUCCAACAACUAGCUACAAACAUUUCAAGUUUAGUUGGGUUGUACAAAGUUAAACUGGAGUCGUUUAACCACGUUGAUUUUUUAUUUGGGAAAGAUGCCGAACAACUAGUUUAUCGACCUCUCAUGAAUGUUAUGCUUAAUUAUACAAAAUAUUGAAUGCACCUUUGAAUUUGUAAGAAUAUUUCAAAAUAAAUACAAUAAUAGAUGAUGGCUAUA